AUGGCCGUUGCACGCUCCAUGCGCCGCACGAGCCCAAUUAGCCUCGUGCUAGCAGCGCUGCUGGCAUUUGGCUUCAUAUGUUUCAUGCUCUCGCCCUCGACUCCCUCCGCAUCCUCCACAUCCGCUAGCUCCCAGCAGCGCCAGGAAAACGCCGCCGAACACCCUCUCUCCCCACCCACAAAGCCGUUCUUCAAAUCGCAGGCAGUUCGAAGCGAUGGGUACAAGGCAGCUCCCCCGGUUGUCCACUACAACCUUAACAACCUAACCAACACCGCGGACUCAGUCGCCAACGGCGAGCGGGUCCUCAUCCUCACCCCGCUAGCCCGAUUCUAUCAAGGAUACUGGGAUAACAUCGAGAGGCUGACAUAUCCACACGAGCUGGUCUCCUUGGGAUUCAUCGCACCCAAGACGAGCGAAGGAAACACUGCAGUUGCGGCUCUGGAAAAGGCCAUUGCCAAGACGCAAUCGGGGCCAAUCGACAACCGCUUCGCGAGCAUUAGCAUCCUGCGCCAAGACUUUGACCCCCAUUGA
Molecule: messenger RNA, 531 nt
Organism: Penicillium concentricum
Lineage: Eukaryota; Fungi; Ascomycota; Eurotiomycetes; Eurotiales; Aspergillaceae
Product: Anp1
Exons: 1
Coding region: 1-531 (176 amino acids)
Biological process (GO): cell wall mannoprotein biosynthetic process; protein N-linked glycosylation
Cellular component (GO): mannan polymerase complex
Molecular function (GO): alpha-1,6-mannosyltransferase activity
Source: RefSeq, a predicted model, not a curated record